Lampris incognitus (smalleye Pacific opah) is the source of this 1365-nucleotide messenger RNA. It is a transcript of the gene lpar3, whose product is annotated as lysophosphatidic acid receptor 3. Gene Ontology annotation, cellular component: membrane. Gene Ontology annotation, molecular function: lysophosphatidic acid receptor activity. The record is from RefSeq and is a predicted model, not a curated record. The coding region runs from base 257 to 1321 and encodes 354 amino acids. Gene Ontology annotation, biological process: G protein-coupled receptor signaling pathway. Lineage: Eukaryota; Metazoa; Chordata; Actinopteri; Lampriformes; Lampridae. The transcript has 4 exons.
CUUCCUCCCGCGGAGAGACGCUCCGGCGGAAUGGUGGAGUGGAGUCCGUCGCACGGCUCAGGUUGACUCGCAGCUUUUCUCGCCGACCCAACGACGCACGGCUCGGGUCCACAGGUAAAGUUGGCGUGGGCACGUUUUUCCUAUGGUGACACAACCCAUGGCGAUUUAACCCCGAUACCCCCAUUACUGAGUACCCCCAUUACUGAGUACCACUGGUCUUCACUUUAUUGACCCCCGCCAUCCCCCCCUUAUCACUAUGGCCCAGCAGAACCAGUGCCACCAUGACCAGCUCAUGGGUUUCUUCUACAGACACCAGAACGAAGUCAAGUGGGACUCCACCCAGCUCAUCUUGGUCCAGGUGGUGGGCUCACUCUUCUGCUGUUUCAUCCUGGUCUCCAACGUCAUGGUCAUCGCCGCCGUCAUCACCAACAAGCGGUUCCACUACCCUUUUUACUAUCUCCUCGCCAAUCUUGCUGCCUCGGACUUCCUGGCCGGGAUUGCGUACGUGUAUCUCAUGUUUAACACGGGCAACACGUCCCGGACACUAACGGUCGAGGGCUAUUUCUUCCGCCAGGGCCUGCUGGACACCAGCCUCUCCGCCUCGCUGGCCAACCUGCUGGUGAUCGCUCUGGAGCGCUACAUCUCCGUCAUGAAAUGGAAGGUCCACAGCAACCUGACCAAGCAACGGGUGACCCUGCUCAUAGUGCUGGUGUGGGCUAUCUCGGUCUUCAUGGGCGCCGUCCCCAUACUGGGCUGGAACUGCAUCUGCAAUCUGGCCGACUGCUCCCAGCUAGCGCCCAUCUUCAGCCGGAGCUACCUGGUCUUCUGGUCGGUGUCCAACCUGGUGGUGUUCUUGGUCAUGGUGUGCAUAUACUUGCGGAUCUAUGCCUAUGUCAAGAAGAAGACGUCGGUGCUGACACCGCACACCAGCGGCUCCAUCAACCGCAAGAGGACGCCCAUCAAGCUCAUCAAGACGGUCAUGACGGUGCUCGGUGCGUUUGUCAUCUGCUGGACACCCGGCCUGGUGGUGCUGCUGCUCGACGGCCUCAAUUGUGAGAGGUGCCGGGUCAUGCUCUUCAAGCGGUGGCUGCUGCUGCUGGCCGUACUCAACUCGGUCAUGAACCCCUGCAUCUACUCCUACAAGGACGAGGAGAUGUGGAUGACCAUCAAGAACCUCCUGCGCUGCAUCGGCAAUGGCACACGGCGCCAGCGAUCGUCCAGGGCCAACGCCAAACCGCUCAACUCCGCCCAGGAGACGGGCAACAGCCAGCCUCCCUCUGAGGAGGCCAAGAGCGACGACCAGGGCAUGCUAAAUAGCUGAGUGGUCAGAUGCUGUGUGUGAAACCUAUGGAGCUUCUGUCCAGA